Durusdinium trenchii is the source of this 1074-nucleotide messenger RNA. NCBI's taxonomy places the organism in Eukaryota, Dinophyceae, Suessiales, Symbiodiniaceae. The record is from the annotation of a GenBank genome assembly.
AUGCGGCGUGGCUUUCGCUUCUCAGCCUUCCGCCUUGGGCGCCGCGUCGCCCCGCGCGGCGCCUGGGCGCCGCUGGGCCUGGCUUCGGCGGUCGCCGGGGCCACGUGGGAGAGGCGUUGCCGCUGCGACGAUGAGAAGUGGUGGACGGACCCGGCGCAGUGCUCCGAUGCCUGUGCCUUGUGGCAGCGCACGUGGAAUGGCGACUGGGAUGGCCGGGGACCACCGCCAGGGGAGAAGAUGAAAGCGACAGGGAAGAUCCGACACCUGAUUCUCGUCCGACACGGGCAAUAUGACCUGGAGGGCGAGGAGCGCGGUUUAACGGACCUGGGUCGGAGGCAGUCGGAGAAGCUGGCGCAGCGCUUGAGCGCUGAGCGGCAGCUGACAAAGAAGGACCGCUAUGGUGAGGUUCGCAUUCAAUAUGCUGGCAUUUGGGUCAGCAAUGUGACCCGAGCUAUCCAAACGGCACAGACGCUGAUUUGCAAGAAGACCAUGACACAUGAUGACGAAUGGCAAUUGGCUUUCUCACUUUUGCCUGUGGCUGAAGAUCUCUGGCGGUGGUUGGUGAUGAUCCUGGCCGCACACCUGCCGGACGUGCCGUUGAUGGAGCCGGAUGUGCUGCUCAGCGAGGGCAAGCCCACGCAGCCGCAUCCCAGCUCCUCAGCCUCUCGCUUGGCGGAUUUGUGGGAGGAUUCUGCACGGAUGGAAGCGGGCUUUCGCAAGUAUGUACAUCGUGAGGUUGAUCACAAGCGACUGGCCGAGAAGGAAAAGAAAAAGAAAAAAGAGCAAGAGAGCAAGUUAGGUGAUGGAUAUGUGCCGGAGGCCACCCCUGAGGCACAUCGGGAGGAGAAGGAGACGCCCAAGGAAGUGAAGGAACCGAAGGAACCGGAGCACGUCUAUGAGAUCUACGUUUGCCACAUGAACUUGAUCAGGUACUUCGUGAUGCGCGCCUUGCAGCUGCCGCCCGAAGCGUGGCUGCGGCUGCGGGGCGACAACACCAACAUCACGGAGCGAGUGAGCUUGCACCGCUUUGGUGACAUCGGCCACUUGCCGCUGGACAUGGUGACAUUCCAUUAG